AUGGUACUAUCCUUCAAUGUGCUGUGUACCAGGCCUUGGUCCAGACCCCAGUCCUACUCCCAGUCUUCCUCCUCAUGGGACCCUUCAUCCCAGAGGGACUACUCUCAGACCCCAGCCCUGUCCCAGGACUCUGCCUCCUCUUCUACCCACAAAGUGAGGUACCCUCUGGCCCUCCACACGCCCUCAAACGAGCCUCACUGGAGAGAGGACAGCACAGAAAGCCCGUGUGUAGUUGGGUUAGUUGACCAGCAGGGGGCUCUGCAUGGAGACACAGCCCAGUCAAAGGAGGAGAUCGUGACAGGAGGAGGACCAAAGGAGAACCUCAGCGAGAGAGACCCCAUUAUGAGGAAACGACUCUUCGCUGAUAUGACUACUGACAACCAGAGAGGGAUGGGGGGUGGAGAGAUGGAGGGAAGAGUGGAGAGGGAGAGAAAGGAUGACAUCAAUAAAGGAGGGAUGAAGAAAAAGAUUGAGAGGAAGAACAGCAGGAGUAGUACCAAACCCUACCAGCAGAGGAAGGUGUCACCCUCACUAGGGCAGAUGAGGGAUGGAGAGGGCCAGGGGGUGACAGAGAGGGAUAGUCACCCAGAGGAGAGGAGGAAAAUGGAUGGGCCAUUGGCUGGUGUUGGAGGCUCCAGAGAGAGGGGGUUGAGUAUAGAUCCUGCACUAACCAAACCCUCUCUUGCUGGGCAUGGAAGGGCCGCAGGGCUGGGGUCCAGCCUGACCUCUAUACGUGCUAGUGGUGAGGAGGAGAGCAGCGGCCAUCACCCUCUCCCCUCUGCCCAACAACCGCCCCUGACCCCUACCUUCUCCAUCAAAAGUAAACACGGCGCCCCUCUGUCCAAAAUCGCCCUCUUCAGGCGGCCGGUGAAAUGGGAACCCCCUCAAUCCUGUCAGGAGAAAGCAAGGACCUUGCAAGGGGGCCAGAAGUGGUGCAAAACCCAACCUCCCAAACACCCAGCUCUGACUCCAGCCUUUAGCCUUGACCCUCGAGCCAAAACCAAGACCCUCCACAAGACUGAGGGAACCAAGAGUGUUGCUCUAACCCCUAACCCCCCACAUCGACCCCCAGCCAACUCAGUUAGGCCAAGACAGGGGGUCACAAUGGGGGAGAGGGGGCUUGAAUUAACCAGGGACCAUUCUAGUUCAGACACUCCCCAGCAUAGAUCCUCCAAAACCCCCAAACCACCCAAGCUGAAGCGGGCCAAACCUGGCCCUAACCAGGGUCAACUCACCCCAGAAACUGAACCAGAGGGGGGAAGCGGUGCCGGUGACCCCCAGGCCCAGUCCAACCAAUCCAAAACCUGUCUGACUACAGCCAUGAUCUCUGACCCCAGAGUAAGGGAUGCUGGGAAGUUGAGUCCUGAAGAGAGAGGCAGGGUGCUGGAGGAGGCAGGGCAGGCCAGUGCGCUGGUUCUGACCAUGGUGUACCAGGACGGAACCACUCAGAUGGACCCAGAACAGAAGCUCAGUCCGUCAGUGUGUGGGGUGCUGGUGAUGUUGAAAAGAGAUCUGGACCAGACUGGACCAGUACCAGGACCAGAGGAGGGGGUGGCACAACGAGACAGCCUGGUCUACCUCAGACUGGAACAGAAACCUGCAUGGGCCCAGAGCCACCAAGACCACAACCUAGACCUCUUCAAUAGAGAGAUGCUGCUGCAGGUAGUGUCAGGGUCUCAACUGGUGGUGUGUUACAAGGCCAAAGACCUGCUCCGUACAGCACUGCAGCACUACAGACCAGACCUACACUGGAAACAAUUCUCAUCUUGUCGCGUCCAGGACCCCCAGGUAGCAGCCUGGCUGUUGGACCCAGCUGACCCCUCUUCCUGCUUCACCAACCUGCUUACCAAACACUACCGGCCCGUACCCUAACCCCCCCUCCUCUCUCUCUGUCAGGUGUCCCAGGUUAUCACGAGUCUGUCUCUGCUCUACAGGCUGAAUAUGGAGCUACGCUCUAAACUACAGAGCCAGGGUCUGUGGGAGCUGUACUCUAACAUGGAGCUGACUAUGAUCCCUGUACUGGCAGCCAUGGAGAGCCACAGGAUCCAUGUGGACACGGAGUCCCUAAAGACAACAUCAGAGAUGCUGGGGACUAAGAUGAAGCAGCUAGAGCACGAGGCCCACCAGGCAGCAGGCCAGAUGUUUCUAGUGUCCAGCAGCACCCAGCUCAGGACGGUUCUGUUUGAGAAGCUGCGUCUGCAGGAGCGCUGUGAAAACAAGAAGCUCCCCAAGACUCUCAACAAACAACAGCAGUCUACAUCUGAGGCUGUUUUGUUGCAGCUCCAGGACCUGCACCCCCUGCCGAAGAUCAUUCUCGAAUACAGACAGGUUCAUAAGAUCAAGUCCACCUUCGUCGACGGGGUUCUGUCUUGUAUGAUGAGUAAGAACUUCAUCUCGUCCACAUGGUACCAGACCAGUGCAGUGACUGGAAGAAUCUCUGCCAAACACCCAAACUUCCAGGCCCUCCCAAGGCAGCCGGUGCAGAUCACUAAGAAGCAAUAUGUUCAAGGAAAGGAAGCGGAGGUGGUGACGGUUCACCCACGGGCCAUGUUCAUCCCCCAGGACGGCUACACCUUCCUGGCUGCAGAUUUCUGCCAGGUGGAACUGCGUCUGCUGGCUCACCUCUCGUCAGACCCUGAGCUGCAGAGAAUCUUCAACAACCCACAGGCCGACGUCUUCACCAUGCUGGCCUCACAGUGGAAGGGUGUGAGUGAAGGAGAAGUGAGUUCAGAGGAUAGAGAGCAUGCCAAGCGUAUCGUCUACUCUGUGGUGUAUGGAGCAGGUAGGGAGCGUCUGUCGGGCAUCCUGGGUGUUAGUGCUGAACAGGCCAGCCACUUCCAGGACAGCUUCCUCCACACCUACAGAGAGGUCCAGACCUUCAUACACACCACCAUCCAGCAGUGCCACAAACGAGGUUACGUGGUGUCUAUUAUGGGCCGGCGAAGGACACUUCCUCACAUCCACUCUACAGACUGGGGAGUCCGCAUGCAGGCUGAGAGACAGGCCGUUAACUUUGUGGUCCAAGGGUCAGCUGCUGACCUGUGUAAGAUGGCCAUGAUCCGUAUCUUCUCUCAAGUCUCCUCCUCCAGCUCUCUCUCCGCCAGGCUGAUAGCUCAGCUCCAUGACGAGCUGCUCUACGAGGUGGAGGACUCUCAGGUGGGGGAGUUCGCAGUGUUGGUCAAGAACACUAUGGAGUCCCUGCAACACAUCGAUUGUCUGGGAGUUCAUCUCAAAGUCCCCCUGAAGGUGGCGGUCUCAAGUGGCAAGUCCUGGGGCUCCAUGUCCGAACUACACCUCCCCCAAACAUCUCUCCCCCCCUCUUCCUGA
Salvelinus namaycush (lake trout) is the source of this 3327-nucleotide messenger RNA. Its product is annotated as DNA polymerase nu-like. The transcript is spliced from 24 exons. Gene Ontology annotation, molecular function: DNA binding; DNA-directed DNA polymerase activity. NCBI's taxonomy places the organism in Eukaryota, Metazoa, Chordata, Actinopteri, Salmoniformes, Salmonidae. Gene Ontology annotation, biological process: DNA-templated DNA replication; double-strand break repair. The record is from RefSeq and is a predicted model, not a curated record.